AUGGCGUCGGCUCAGAAAGCGUCGGUGUCGCAAUGGACGGGCCUGCGCGCCUCGCCGCUUGUGCCAACGCCUCCUCGCAGCCUGAUUAAAGCCAAGCGCCCCAUCGCCACCAAGCUACGCCUUUUCGCGUCCUCCGAAGCGCCCAAGGACUCCAAAGACAUUGUUCCUAGCAAGACAGAGAGUAACUCAUUCCCAACGGUCCCAUCCGUCCCGUGGUUCAUCACGCGGCGCGCCCUGGUCACCGGCGCGUCCAUCUUCGUCGGCGCUACAUCCGGCCUCCUCGCGUCCGCGGCCGCGCUCGCCAGCGAUCGCCGCCUGCGCGGGCGCCAGGCCGUCCUGGAGAAAAUCCGCGCGCUGCGCGAGAAACAGCUUUCGGAGAAGUCGGAUGAGCUCGCGCAGGGACCAAGCGCGCCGUCUGUCGAAACAACGACCGAGGGAAACGAGGCGGGCGAGCAGGAUAGCCUUCCUGUGAGCGAGGCGGCUGCGGUCGCUGGAGCUGGUGUGGGCGCAUUGGUGGACGCGGUUUCUUCUGGAUCGGCUGCUGCUGGCGCUGACGCCGCUACUAUCGACGCCGUCUCCAGCGCCGCGGGAAGCGGAGCACAGGCCGCUGCUGAUGCGAGCGCGGCGUCGGCGAUCCAGUCAGCAUCGGGCUUGGAUCUCGGGGUCGAUGAUGCUGAUCUGGCCGCUGACGUGACGCCUUCGGGAGACGUUGACGGAGGCAUCGAGACACAGCCCGAGGCUGAAUAUGAGGCAGUACCUGAGCCUGAGCCUGAAGGAACGGCUGAGCCCGAGCCUGAUGCAGAAGCUGAUCUCGAACCUGAACCUGAGGCAGCAGCUGAACCCGAGCCUGAGCCUGCCGGUGAGUUCGAGCCUGAGCCAGCAGCUGACCCCGAGCCUGAGGCGGCGGCUGAGCCCGAACCUGCGGCAGCAGCAGAGCCCGAGCCUGAAGCAGCAGCAGCAGCCGAACCUGAGUCUGAAGCGGCUGCCGAGCCAGAGCUUGAAGCAGCAGCCGAGCCCGAGCCUGAAGCAGGUGGUGAGCCCGUCGAAGCUGAGGCAAUGGCUGAGCCCGAGCCUGAAGCAGGGGCCGAAGCUGAACCUGAAGCAGCAGCUGAGCCCGAGCCUGAAGCAGGGGCCGAAGCUGAACCUGAAGCAGCAGCUGAGCCCGAGCCUGAAGCAGCCGCUGAGCCCGCCGAACCUGAGGCGGUGGCUGAGCCCGAGCUUGAAGCAGAGGCCGAACCUGAAGCUGAAGCAGCAGUUGAACCCGCCGAGCCUGAGGCAAUGGCCGAGCCUGAGCCCGAAGCAGAGGCCGAACCUGAGCCUGAGUCAGCAGCUGAGUCCGGGCCUGAAGGAGCAGCUGACCCGGAGCUUGAGGAAGUGGCUGAGCUUGAGCCUGAGCCUGCAGCUGCAGUUGAGCCCGAGCCUGAAGCCGCUGAGCCCGAGGCUGAGGCAGCAGCCGAGCCCGAGGCUGAAGAAACAGCUGAGCCCGAACCUGCAGCUGCAGCCGAGUCCGAGCCUGAAGCAGCAGCCGAGCUGGAACUUGAGCCCGAAGAGGUGGUUGAGCCCGAGCCUGAAGCAGAGGCCAAGACCGAGCCUGAGGCAGCAGCUGAACCCGGGUCUGAAGAAGCAGCUGAGCUCGAGCCUGAGUCAGUGGUUGAACCCGACCCUGAGCCUGAAGCUGCAAUUGAGCCUGAACCCGAAGCUGCUGAGCUCCAGCCUGAAGCAGCUGAGCCUGAGCCCACAGCUGUUGAGCCCGAGCCUGAAGCUGCUGAACCCGAACCUGAAGCAGCUGAGCCCGAGCCUGAAGCAGCUGAGCCCGAGCCUGAAGGAGCUGAUCCCGAGGCUGAAGCAGCUGAUCCCGAGCCUGAAGCAGCCGGUCAGCCCGAGACUGAGGCAAUGGCUGAUGCCGAGCUUGAACCUGAAGCUGCAGUUGAGCCCGAGACGGAGGCCGAGCCUGAAGCAGCGGGAGAGGCCGAGCCUGAAGAAGCUCCUGGGUUCGAACCUGAGCCUGAAGCUGCAGCUGAGUUCGAACCUGACGCAGUGGCCGAGCCCGUACCUGAGGCAGUGGCUGAACCCGUACCUGAACCUGAAGUUGCAGUUGAGCCCGAACCUGAGGGAGUGGCUGGACCCGAACCUGAGUCUGGGGUUGCAGCAGCGCCCGAGCCUGAGGCAACAGCUGAGACAGGUCCUGAGGCAGCAGCGGAGACGGGACCUGAAGGAGCAGCAGAUAUCGAGCCUGAAGCGCCAGCAGACCCCGAGCCUAAAAAGACACCUGCGUCGGAGCCUGCUACUUUGGCUGAACCCGAACCUGAAGUAGUGGCUGAACCUGAGCCCGAGCCUGAGCCUGAAGCAGCGGCAAAGCCCGAGCCUGAGGUAGCCGCCGAGCCCGAGCCUGAGCCUGAGGUACCAGCAGAGCCCGAGCCUGAGCCUGAGCCUGAAGCAGCGGCAGAGCCCGAGCCUGAGCCUGAGGCGGCAGCAGUUCCUGAACCCGAGCCUGAGGCGGCAGCAGAACCCGAACCUGAGGCAGCCGCCGAGCCCGAGCCUGAGCCUGAGGUAGCCGCCGGGCCCGAGCCUGAGCCUGAGGUAGCCGCCGAGCCCGAGCCUGAGCCUGAGGUAGCAGCAGAGCCCGAGCCUGAGCCCGAAGCAGCGGCAGAGCCCGAGCCUGAGCCUGAAGCAGCGGCAGAGCCUGAACCCGAGCCUGAGGCGGCAGCAGAGUCCGAGCCUGAGGUAGCAGCAGAGCCCGAGCCUGAGCCUGAAGCAGCGGCAGAGCCCGAGCCUGAACCUGAAGCAGCGGCAGAGCCCGCGCCUGAGCCUGAGGCGUCAGCAGAGCCCGAGCCUGAGGUUGCCGCCGAGCCCGAGCCUGAGCCUGAGGCGGCAGCAGAGCCUGAACCCGCCGAGCCUGAGCCAGCAGUGGAGCCCGAACCUGAGGUAGCUGCCGAGUCUGAGCCCGAGCCUGAAGUAGCAGCAGAGCCCGAGCCUGAGCCUGAAGCAGCGGCAGAGCCCGAGCCUGAGCCUGAGGCGGUAGCAGAGCCCGAGCCUGAGCCUGAAGCAGCGGCAGAGCCCGAGCCUGAGCCUGAGGUGUCAGCAGAGCCCGAGCCUGCGGUUGCCGCCGAGCCCGAGCCUGAGCCUGAGGCGGCAGCAGAGCCUGAACCCGCCGAGCCUGAGGUAGCCGCUGAGCCCGAGCCUGAGCCUGAGGUAGCAGCAGUGCCCGAGCCUGAGCCUGAAGCAGCUCCAGAGCCCGAGCCUGAGCCUGAGGCGGCAGUAGAGCCUGAACCCGCCGAGCCAGAGCCGGCAGUGGAGCCCGAACCUGAGGUAGCUGCCGAGCCUGAGCCUGAGCCUGAGGUAGCAGCAGAACCCGAGCCUGAGCCUGAAGCAGCGGCAGAGCUCGAGCCUGAGCCUGAGGCGUCAGCAGGGCCCGAGCCUGAGGUUGCCGCCGAGCCCGAGCCUGAACCUGAGGCGGCAGCAGAGCCUGAACCCGCCGAGCCUGAGCCGGCAGUGGAGCCUGAACCUGAGGUAGCCGCUGAGCCCGAGCCUGAUCCUGAGGUAGCAGCAGUGCCCGAGCCUGAGCCUGAAGCAGCGGCAGAGCCCGAGCCUGAGCCUGAGGUAGCAGCAGUGCCCGAGCCUGAGCCUGAAGCAGCGGCAGAGCCCGAGCCUGAGCCUGAGGCGUCAGCAGAACCCGAGCCUGAGGUUGCCGUUGAGCCCGAGCCUGAGCCUGAGGCGGAAGUAGAGCCUGAACCCGCCGAGCCAGAGCCGGCAGUGGAGCCCGAACCUGAGGUAGCUGCCGAGCCUGAGCCUGAGCCUGAGGUAGCAGCAGAGCCCGAGCCUGAGCCUGAGGUAGCAGCAGAGCCCGAGCCUGAGCCUGAAGCAGCGGCAGAGCCCGAGCCUGAGCCUGAGGCGGUAGCAGAACCCGAGCCUGAGCCUGAGGCGGAAGUAGAGCCUGAACCCGCCGAGCAAGAGCCGGCAGUGGAGCCCGAACCUGAGGUAGCUGCCGAGCCUGAGCCUGAGCCUGAGGUAGCAGCAGAGCCCGAGCCUGAGCCUGAAGCAGCGGCAGAGCCCGAGCCUGAGCCUGAGGCGUCAGCAGAGCCCGAGCCUGAGCCUGAGGCGUCAGCAGAGCCCGAGCCUGAGGUUGCCGCCGAGCCCGAGCCUGAACCUGAGGCGGCAGCAGAGCCUGAACCCGCCGAGCCUGAGGUUGCCGCCGAGCCCGAGCCUGAACCUGAGGCGGCAGCAGAGCCUGAACCCGCCGAGCCUGAGCCGGCAGUGGAGCCCGAACCUGAGGUAGUCGCUGAGCCCGAGCCUGAGCCUGAGGUAGCAGCAUUGCCCGAGCCUGAGCCUGAAGCAGCGGCAGAGCCUGAGCUUGAGGUAGCGGCCGAGCCCGAGCUUGAGCCUGAGGUAGCAGCAGAGCCCGAGCCUGAGGCACCCGUGCCUGAGCGUGAGGCAGGAGCAGAGCCUGAGGCCAAGGCAAUGGGCACUGCUGGGUCAGCUGCUGUGUCUGCUGACAGUGCAGUGGACGAAGCCAUAGGGGAGAUUAUCCAGAUUAUCAAGGACUCACUCAAGGGGUAG
Closterium sp. Yama58-4 is the source of this 4557-nucleotide messenger RNA. The record is from the annotation of a GenBank genome assembly. NCBI's taxonomy places the organism in Eukaryota, Viridiplantae, Streptophyta, Zygnematophyceae, Desmidiales, Closteriaceae.